Messenger RNA from Purpureocillium takamizusanense, 1719 nucleotides. RefSeq lists its product as uncharacterized. The transcript has 6 exons. Lineage: Eukaryota; Fungi; Ascomycota; Sordariomycetes; Hypocreales; Ophiocordycipitaceae. The record is from RefSeq and is a predicted model, not a curated record. Bases 469 to 1320 code for a protein of 283 amino acids.
CCAACGUCGUCGUUCCCCCCUUUUACUAUCGUCGUGACGCAUCACAUUUCUAAUUAAAACAAGGGCCACUGUGGUUCGCAACGUGUAGACGCAUAACAACACAUAAAACCUGUCGUCUUCCUUCAUAUUGAGUCUGAAGCGUAGAUUUUUUCUUUUCUUUUCUUGUUUGGUUCCAGUGGCAGGCAUCAGCAAUCACUCGAGUUGUUGAGCAGCAACGGAAACGACCAACCGGCAAUUGAAAUCGCAGUCACAACAACAACAACAACUCCACAAGUUGACCGACGGACGACAGCUCGCCGACCGACCGCGCUCGCGGAGCGUGUUUUUUUCUUCUUCUUGUUUCUUGGUCGCUUUGAUUGUUUUCCAGACAUACUCGCUGAAGGAAUAGUUGACGCUCCAAGAUAGCAUCGUCGGCAGCAGCAGCAGCCGCAGCAGCAGAGGCAAACACCAAGGACAACAGGACCUGUCAUGUCGACCGCCACCACCGCCGCCGCCGCCGCGGAGGAUAGGCGAGACCCCAACGGCACCACCAUGGGGACGAUCUCGCCCGCGACGCAGACGCAGACCCAGACUCAAUCGCAGACGCGGGGAAAGAUGUACCCGUCGGUGGUGCUGACGCCGUGGGACCCAACCAACGAGAGGCAGCUCGAACGCAUGUACGAGCAGCGCGUGGCGUGCACGUGGGGGUACGACGAGGUGCGCGAGGAGUGGAAGGAGAGGAUGCUGAGCGGGCAAAAGGUGCUCUAUUGGAUCUCGGUGGCGGAUGAUUUUCCUGGGCAGGACAAAUUGCUGGCCCAGCACAUCAAGCAGUGGCCCAAGGAGAGCGAGAGUCUCGUCGACACGGCGGUUGUAAUCGGUCGUGCGAUGCGGGAGCCGACAAGGGAGCCGUUCCACCCCGUUGGACACAUUGCCGUUGAGUGGUUUCCUGAGCGAGACGCGCAGUUGGGGCUGCCCGAGACGACGGCUUGGGUCAAGUCGUUGUAUAUUUCGUGGGCGCUUCAGGCCACGGGCCUCGGUCGGGCUGCGAUGGCGGCGCUGGAACGCGUCGUCGAGGGCCCGCCGUUCGGGGCCGAGUGCGUGGCGCUGGACACGUUGACAAGCGAGUUCCAGCUACGGGAAGAGCAGCUGGCGUGCUUCUACGACGCGAGGGGCGUGCCACGACCGGCGGUGGUGCGUAGCAACGAGGAGUGGUAUCGCCGCCAGGGAUACGAGGCGGUGGCGAGCAAGGACGACGCGUACGACUGGGUGAGCCCGGCGACGGGGGAGACGAUCAAGGUGCCGUGCGUGUUUAUGAGGAAGUAUGUUGGGGGGGUGGCGUAGAUGGACAAGAAGCAUUCAAGGUGUGUCGAAUGUGUGUCAAAGCGAUGGGUUGCCACAACAUGGGCGCGGCGCACGUGGAGCGGACAACAGGGGACGUAGCCAAGGUGCCACUGCACUGCGGUGGGAACAGGGAAACUAUUACGACCAGAGGAUGGCUAUUUUGACCGGUUCUACUGCUGUUGCUGCCGCGUCUACCAUGAACAUGAAGCUGAUGAUGGCGACGAGGAUGGAUUGUGACGCCGCCCGUGGGCGUGUCGGUAGAUGGAUCAACAAAGGAAAGCCAGCGGUAGGGGGGCGUGCGUCCGCUAGGGAGAACAAAGAGCUAGGGGGGUGGCCAUUGGCGUACUGGACGAGGCCAGCACAACGGCCCGCUGUGGGGGAGGCGCUAUAGCAUCCCAG